Prosopis cineraria is the source of this 1726-nucleotide messenger RNA. RefSeq names its product tubulin alpha-3 chain. The transcript has 5 exons. Gene Ontology annotation, biological process: microtubule cytoskeleton organization; mitotic cell cycle. Bases 160 to 1509 code for a protein of 449 amino acids. The record is from RefSeq and is a predicted model, not a curated record. Gene Ontology annotation, molecular function: GTP binding; structural constituent of cytoskeleton. Gene Ontology annotation, cellular component: cytoplasm; microtubule. NCBI's taxonomy places the organism in Eukaryota, Viridiplantae, Streptophyta, Magnoliopsida, Fabales, Fabaceae.
GUAAAGCUUAGUGCUGUGUGGACGAGGACAGAUAGAGACGUACGGGACGAUUCUCGAUCUGCACCAACAGUUACGCCCUCUCCGCACAGACCUGGUUAGAGGAGGAAGAGAUUCUAAUCUCGAUUUUGAACCGCAGGAGAGGAUCGCAGGGAGAGCGAGAUGAGGGAGAUCAUAAGCAUACACAUAGGUCAGGCGGGUAUUCAGGUUGGGAAUUCCUGCUGGGAGCUUUACUGCCUCGAGCAUGGCAUUCAACCUGACGGCAUGAUGCCCAGUGACACUUCAGUUGGUGUUGCACACGAUGCUUUUAACACCUUCUUUAGCGAGACUGGUUCAGGGAAGCAUGUUCCUAGAGCUGUAUUUGUUGAUCUUGAACCAACUGUUAUUGAUGAGGUAAGGACUGGGUCUUACCGGCAACUUUUCCAUCCUGAGCAGCUCAUCUCUGGAAAGGAAGAUGCAGCAAAUAAUUUUGCUAGAGGACACUAUACUGUUGGAAAAGAAAUUGUGGAUCUCUGCCUUGAUCGCAUAAGAAAAUUAGCAGACAAUUGCACUGGGCUGCAAGGAUUUUUAGUGUUUAAUGCUGUCGGUGGUGGCACUGGGUCUGGUUUGGGGUCCUUGCUAUUGGAACGCUUGUCUGUAGAUUAUGGAAAGAAGUCAAAGCUGGGUUUCACCAUCUAUCCAUCUCCCCAGGUCUCAACUGCAGUUGUGGAGCCAUACAAUAGUGUUCUUUCUACUCAUUCCCUCCUUGAACACACUGAUGUGGCUGUGCUCUUGGACAAUGAAGCAAUCUAUGACAUCUGCCGAAGAUCCCUAGAUAUUGAGAGGCCAACUUAUACCAAUUUGAAUAGAUUGAUAUCUCAAAUCAUAUCAUCCUUAACAACAUCAUUGAGGUUUGAUGGAGCAAUAAAUGUGGAUAUUACAGAGUUCCAGACUAACCUUGUGCCAUAUCCCCGCAUUCAUUUCAUGCUUUCCUCAUAUGCUCCUGUUAUCUCAGCUGCAAAAGCAUAUCAUGAGCAGUUAUCGGUACCUGAGAUCACAAAUGCAGUAUUUGAGCCAUCAAGCAUGAUGGCUAAGUGUGAUCCUAGGCAUGGGAAAUACAUGGCUUGUUGCUUGAUGUACCGUGGGGAUGUUGUUCCUAAGGAUGUAAAUGCUGCAGUUGCCACCAUAAAAACAAAAAGGACUGUUCAGUUUGUUGACUGGUGUCCAACUGGCUUCAAGUGCGGUAUCAACUAUCAGCCUCCUUCAGUGGUACCAGGUGGUGACCUUGCUAGGGUGCAGCGGGCUGUCUGUAUGAUCAGUAACAACACUGCAGUUGCGGAGGUAUUUUCUCGAAUCGACCACAAAUUUGACCUCAUGUAUGCCAAAAGGGCCUUCGUACACUGGUAUGUUGGUGAAGGAAUGGAAGAAGGGGAAUUCUCAGAAGCCCGUGAAGAUCUCGCUGCUCUUGAGAAAGAUUAUGAAGAAGUUGGUGCUGAGGCAGCAGAUGAUGAAGAGGAGGGAGAAGAUUAUUGAUGUCAUAAAAGGCACUUUCUAGAUAACUGUAUCGACUUUUGAUUACAGAAAUUAUGCUUGUCAUGCCUCCUUCACCCUGUUGUUUCCUUCAUCUUGUGUGAUGCAUGUUCAUUAUACUAUGGUAAGCAUUAUGUUUGUACGUGUUGAUUUAGGAUGUGAUUGAUUGUGGAAUCGAUAAACGUUUCUCUUCUAUAUUGAUUACAUGCGAUUUUUAUCA